This is a messenger RNA of Ustilaginoidea virens, 993 nucleotides long. RefSeq lists its product as uncharacterized. The record is from RefSeq and is a predicted model, not a curated record. The coding region runs from base 1 to 993 and encodes 330 amino acids. Gene Ontology annotation, molecular function: oxidoreductase activity. Lineage: Eukaryota; Fungi; Ascomycota; Sordariomycetes; Hypocreales; Clavicipitaceae. The transcript has a single exon.
AUGGCGACCUUUUCGGCCACCUUUUCCCAGUCCUUCAUGAUCCCUCGGCCCGUCUUGACCGAGAAAAACCUCCCCGACCAGACAGGCAAGGUCCACAUCGUCACCGGCGGCUACAGCGGCGUAGGCAAGGAAUUGGCAGCCAUCCUGUACCAACGCAACGCAACAGUUUACGUCGCCGGCAGGAGCGAGGCAAAAGCCACCACGGCCAUCAAAGCCAUCAAGGACCAGUAUCCGCAUUCCACGGGACGGCUCGCCUUCCUCUCGGUCGACUUUUCCGACCUCGCCACGGUCAAGCCGGCGGUGGAAUCGUUCCUCGCCCAGGAGAAGCAGCUCCACGUCCUCGUGAACAAUGCUGGCAUCAUGGUGCCGCCCAAAGGAAGUAAGGGCAAGCAGGGCCACGAGCUGCAAAUGGCCACCAAUUGCUUGGGGCCCUUUCUCUUUACCAAAAGCCUCGUUCCCGUAUUGAAGGAGACGGCGGCCGUCAGCCCCCCUGGCUCCGUGCGCAUCACAUGGGCCAGCUCUCUCGCGUCGAGCGCCUUGUCCCCCCAAGGAGGUGUCAGCCUUGGCAAGGACGGGGCUCCGGUGGUUUCUUCGACGCAGUGGGUCAACUACGGGCAAUCCAAAGCUGCCGGCAUAUUCUACGCAUCCGAGUUUAGCCGUCGAUAUGGCAGCCACGGCAUCUUGAGCGUCUCGUUCAACCCCGGAAACCUUAAAAGCGACCUUCAUCGCCAUCUGGACCUCCUUUCAACCCUGGCAGCCAAGAUUUUCAGUCACCCCGUUCGAUAUGGGGCCUAUACCGAGCUCUACUCUGGCUGGAGUCCGGACAUUCAGCCGGAGAAUGGUGGCAUGUUUGUGAUUCCGUGGGGGAGAGAGGGCAACAGUACCCUGCGGGGCGAUUUGCGCAAGUCUGUGGAAGAGUCCCGGACGGAUGAGACUUCUGUUGUGAGGAGAUUCUGGGACUGGAGCGAGAGCGAAACCGCUCAGUACGCGUAG